AUGGCCAAGAAUACUGGAGAUACGCGUUUCAGAAAGCUUGAUGUUGAUAGCUUCAGUCAAAGCAAUUUUGAGGAGGAGACUGUUGAUGACACCCACUUAAAUCCUCGAGACGUGGAAGGUCUUCUUAGCAGGCAAGCUUUUUAUGCAUUGGUAUUUGGGAAAUACGAAGAGGCCUUGCGAAUGGUGUUAGACAACGCGCCAGUGAACUCGAAGGACGCGGGUCUUAAGGAUGCUGUCUCGGCACUGAUUCUGCGUGCCAUGUCAUCGAUACGCAGUAACCAAGUUGACGCCUUCGUGAAUAGUUUAAAUCAGGAGCAGUUAGACAUGCUGAUGAAGUACAUCUACCGCGGCUUUCAGAAACCCGUCGAUAUCACCUACCCUGCGUUACUUGUCUGGCACGAGAAGGCCCUCGCAAAGGGGAAAAUCAGUUCAAUAUGCCGCGUCUUGACGGACAGACAAGUUGUCUAA
Echinococcus granulosus is the source of this 468-nucleotide messenger RNA. Its product is annotated as Actin-related protein 2/3 complex subunit 5-like protein. The record is from RefSeq and is a predicted model, not a curated record. The transcript has 3 exons. Gene Ontology annotation, cellular component: actin cytoskeleton; Arp2/3 protein complex; cytoplasm. Gene Ontology annotation, biological process: Arp2/3 complex-mediated actin nucleation; cell migration; regulation of actin filament polymerization. Gene Ontology annotation, molecular function: actin filament binding. The coding region runs from base 1 to 468 and encodes 155 amino acids. Lineage: Eukaryota; Metazoa; Platyhelminthes; Cestoda; Cyclophyllidea; Taeniidae.